Verruconis gallopava is the source of this 1127-nucleotide messenger RNA. RefSeq names its product GTP-binding protein ypt1. NCBI's taxonomy places the organism in Eukaryota, Fungi, Ascomycota, Dothideomycetes, Venturiales, Sympoventuriaceae. Bases 180 to 785 code for a protein of 201 amino acids. The record is from RefSeq and is a predicted model, not a curated record. The transcript is spliced from 5 exons. Gene Ontology annotation, molecular function: GTPase activity; GTP binding.
UUCAGGGCGUGAACGAAACAACUAAAGCUGUAUCCGUCCUCCACCAAAAUCUUCACAUCACAAACACAUACCACGGCUAUUGCGGAGAAUUCGCCACCUUGGCCGUAUACUUACCUUAUCUCUCCCAAAACUCUUUGUCUUGCCUUGCUUAGAGACCUUUGAACUGCGGCGCUGCCAAGAUGAACCCUGAAUACGACUACCUCUUCAAGCUCCUUCUCAUCGGGGACUCUGGCGUAGGCAAAUCUUGCUUGUUGCUCAGAUUUGCCGAUGACACGUACACCGAGAGUUACAUCUCGACAAUCGGCGUGGACUUCAAAAUUCGCACGAUCGAACUGGAUGGCAAGACCGUGAAGCUGCAGAUUUGGGAUACUGCAGGACAAGAGCGCUUCCGCACCAUUACUUCAUCGUAUUAUCGUGGCGCCCAUGGCAUUUGCGUCGUUUACGACGUAACUGACAUGGACUCCUUUAACAACGUCAAGCAGUGGCUGCAGGAGAUAGACCGUUAUGCCACGGAGGGUGUGAACAAGUUGCUUGUUGGCAAUAAGAGUGAUAUGACAGACAAGAAGGUUGUCGAAUACACUGUUGCAAAGGAAUUUGCAGAUUCUCUUGGCAUACCUUUCCUUGAGACCUCGGCCAAGAAUGCCAGCAAUGUUGAGCAAGCUUUCUUGACCAUGGCCCGUCAGAUUAAAGAACGCAUGGGUGCGACGGCGAGCCAAAACAAAGAAAAGAUUAACAUCGGUCAAGGCCAGAGCGUGCAGAGUGGAUCAAACGGGAGCUGCUGCUGAGCGAGUGGUUCAUCAGCAGUUCAGAGUGAACUUUUGAGGGGGGCUCGUGGUGAGAGCCAAGUUUUUCGGGGGUUGGUGGCGAUUUGAGGCACGCCCACAUCUUCACAAUGAGUUUAGACUGCUUUCGUUUCAACACUGUGAGGUUGGAUUUGUAUGAAUGGAAACUCUAUGAUGGGGUGACUGUCACGGGGCGAAACCAUGGAGCAUUUGGGCUUUUCCACUGUCUGAUUCGUUAAAUGUAUCUGAAAUGUAAUGUACUUGCGCGCGUUUUGGUGGGAUCUGAACAGUGCUUUUGCCCAUACGGCGUUUGCAAGAAUGGACACACAAAUUAGUCGACUAACA